AUGACGGUCAGCAAAUGGCUCACAUUUGGCCACGUGCUUUUCAGUCCUGCCCGCGACGAUAUGGUCAAAGCUGCCAGUCCUCCCAAUGGCCACUCUGUGCUUGUCAUUGACGGGCUCGGAAACGACGAUUGGUCGUUUUAUGCCGCCGAGACGUACCCUGCAGCGACAUUUUUCAACCUGUCGCCGCGCGCGCCUCUGCCUGUUGACCAGAAAGCCGGUGCCACUGCCUUCCCCCUGAGUCCGCCCAAUCACCACCAGAUCCAGUACACGUCCCACGCGGACAAACUGCCUUUUGGCUCAGAGCUCUUCACUACCGUUGUUUUCCGCUUCCCGGACGCCGGCCCUGAAAGUUAUUACAAGAAUAUUGUCAACGAGGCUCGCCGCGUCUUGAAGCCCGGCGGCUACCUGGAGCUGUCGAUUCUGGAUGUUGAUCUCAACAACAUGGGGCCUCGCACCCGACGUGCUAUUCGCCGGCUCAAGGAGCAGGUUCACAGCCACACGCCAGAUAUGCAUCUGGGCUCGGCUGCGGACGCCAUUGUGCGUCUUCUCGGCAAGCGGGGCUUUACGGACAUCAAGUCCUGCCGCGUCGGGAUCCCCGUCGCCAGCACCAUUCAACGGCCAAAGAGCGACCUAGUGGCUGACGGCGAUGCAAAGCAUGCGCCGGUCGGAACGACGGCCAAGCCCCCGAAGGACCAGCGCAGCCUUGCCGAGAUGAUCAAUGACGAAAGCCCCGUUGCCGACGAGAACAUCACGAACACGGUCGCGCGGGUGGGCCGUUGGUGGCACAGCCGGUGCUAUGGCGAUGCUGCUCUUGAACCGUCACAACGUUCAGCGCCAAACACAACGGGCAGCAGCGACAUGUGGAUGGACCGCGCGCUGUUGGCCGAGUGUGAGGGGUGGGGGACUAACCUCAAGCUCAUGGUGUGCUAUGCCCGCGUACCCGACAUCAAGCGUAUGGCGAGCAUCUAA
Molecule: messenger RNA, 969 nt
Organism: Sporothrix brasiliensis 5110
Lineage: Eukaryota; Fungi; Ascomycota; Sordariomycetes; Ophiostomatales; Ophiostomataceae
Exons: 1
Coding region: 1-969 (322 amino acids)
Source: RefSeq, a predicted model, not a curated record